AUGGCCGAGGAGAGGCAACCACCCGCCAUCGUCGAGGGCGCCACCGCCGGCGACGUCGAGGACGAAGUCACAUCCACCGCAAAGUCUGCCGAGGACCGCAAGGCCGCUGCUGCCCUCGCCAAGCUCGAUGCGCCCCGCGGUGACGACGAUGCCGGCCCGUCCAAGGACGUUGACCAGGAAGGUCUCAAGAGCGCCAUGAACCGCCUCGGCGGCGCUGCCAAGAAGCCCGAGGAGAAGAAGGAGGUUAAGAAGGUCAAGGUCGAGGCCGCCGAUGUUGCCCUGCUCGUCGACGAGCUGGACCUAUCAAAGCCUAAAGCGACUGAGCUGCUGAAACAACACGAUGGUGACGCCGUCAAGGCGAUGCGCGCCCACAUUGCUGUGACAUACCGACCGUGCGCCACUGCCAGUUGA
This is a messenger RNA of Phaeoacremonium minimum UCRPA7, 411 nucleotides long. RefSeq lists its product as hypothetical. Gene Ontology annotation, biological process: negative regulation of apoptotic process; protein stabilization. The coding region runs from base 1 to 411 and encodes 136 amino acids. The transcript has 2 exons. NCBI's taxonomy places the organism in Eukaryota, Fungi, Ascomycota, Sordariomycetes, Togniniales, Togniniaceae. The record is from RefSeq and is a predicted model, not a curated record.